Schistocerca serialis cubense is the source of this 1116-nucleotide messenger RNA. Its product is annotated as seminal vesicle major clotting proteins-like. Lineage: Eukaryota; Metazoa; Arthropoda; Insecta; Orthoptera; Acrididae. The record is from RefSeq and is a predicted model, not a curated record. The coding region runs from base 1 to 1116 and encodes 371 amino acids. The transcript has 3 exons.
AUGAGGACAGCUCCACUUGAGAGGACAGCACAAGUAGAGAGGGCAGCUCAUCUUGAGAGGACAGCUCAACUUGAGAGGACGGAUCAACUUGAGAGGACAGCUCAACUUGAGAGGGCAGCUCAACUUGAGAGGGCAGCUCACUUGAGAGGGCAGCUCAACUUGAGUGUACAGCUCAACUUGAGAGAAAAUCUCAACCUGAGAGGACACCUCAACCUGAGAGGACACCUCAACCUGAGAGGACAGUCCAACUCUCAACUUGAGAGGCCAGCUCAACUUGAGAGGACAGCUCAACUUGAGAGGACAGCUCAACUUGAGAGGACAGCUCAACUUGAGAGGACUGCUCAACUAGAGAGGACAGCACAACUAGAGAGGGCAGCUCAUCUUGAGAGGACAGCUCAACUUGAGAGGACGGAACAACUUGAGAGGACAGCUCAACUUGAGAGGGCAGCUCAACUUGAGAGGACAGCUCAACUUGAGAGGACAGCUCAUCUAGAGAGGACAGCUCAUCUAGAGAGGAUAGCUCAACAUCAGAGGACAGCUCAACUUGAAGGAGAGGUCGACUUGAGAGGACAUCUCAACUUGAGACAACAGCUCAACUUGAGAGGACAGCGCAACUUGAGAGGACAGCUCAACUUGAGAGGACAGCUCAACUUGAGAGGACAGCUCAACUUGAGAGGACAGCUCAACUUGAGAGGACUGCUCAUGACAGCUCAACUUGAGAGGACAGCUCAACUAGAGAGGACAGCACAACUAGAGAGGGCAGCUCAUCUUGAGAGGACAGCUCAACUUGAGAGGACGGAUCAACUUGAGAGGACAGCUCAACUUGAGAGGGCAGCUGAACUUGAGAGGACAGCUCAACUUGAGAGGACAGCUCAUCUAGAGAGGACAGCUCAUCUAGAGAGGACAGCUCAACAUCAGAGGACAGCUCAACUUGAAGGAGAGGUCAACUUGAGAGGACAUCUCAACUUGAGAGGACAUCUCAACUUGAGACGACAUCUCAACUUGAGAGGACAGCUCAACUUGAGAGGACAGCGCAACUUGAGAGGACAGCUCAACUUGAGAGGACAGCUCAACUUGAGAGGACAGCUUAACUUGAGAGGCCAGCUCAACUUAUGA